Hevea brasiliensis (rubber tree) is the source of this 824-nucleotide messenger RNA. RefSeq lists its product as uncharacterized. The transcript has 4 exons. Lineage: Eukaryota; Viridiplantae; Streptophyta; Magnoliopsida; Malpighiales; Euphorbiaceae. Bases 264 to 578 code for a protein of 104 amino acids. The record is from RefSeq and is a predicted model, not a curated record.
UGAGGUGAAUCUAUCAUUUGGAUUUCUUGUGCUUUUUUGGCCCUUCGCUCAGAUAUCCUGUGGAUAACAGUCGCUCUCUUCUUGACAUUGUUAAUUUGUGCCUUGGCGAGGCACAGAUCGUCCAAAUUAAUAAUAUCUAAUUUCCUUUCCUUCCCUUGCACUUUUCGCUUAUUGUCUCUUGUCUUAUUUUCUUUCUUUCUUUGUUUCUCCUCCCCUUCUUUGGUAUUCUCUUUGAUUUGUCCAUUUCUAUUCAGGAGAAAAAGAUGUAUUAUACCCACCACCAGCAUCUCCUUCCUUGUUUGCAUUGCCACCCACAUAGCUACAUUAGGAUGGUUCACCAUCUUAUAGAGAGAUGCCUGCUCCUUCACAUGAGCAGAGACCAAUGCAUUAAGGCACUAGCAGAACAUGCCAACAUUCGGCCUCUUGUUACACUUACAGUGUGGAGAGAACUACAAAAAGAAAAUAAGGACUUCUUUCAUGCAUAUUUCCGUUCUACUUCUUUCAGGCCUUUCCCAAAUAGGUGUACUCAAAGGGUGUCCAGAUUGGCAAGAAGGAAACAGUGGAAUUGGAGCAAAUGAGAAUUAUAUAUUUGCAAAUACGUACUGGGUGAGGGAAGCAGGUCGUCAUCAAUUAGCUAGUUAUGUUUUUAGCUAGUAUAUAUAUAUAUAUAUAUAUUUUUUUUUUUUGUUUUUUGGUGCAAUAGCUAGUAUGUUUUUUUUAUAAGCAUCUUCUAUUUAUUCUUCUGAGAAAUUUUAGAAUACAACUAUUAUAUAUACGAUUAUUCUAUUAUAUAUAUAAUUUCAUUAUAAUUAUUAAUUACGAUA